Molecule: messenger RNA, 882 nt
Organism: Schistocerca gregaria
Lineage: Eukaryota; Metazoa; Arthropoda; Insecta; Orthoptera; Acrididae
Product: loricrin-like
Exons: 5
Coding region: 111-647 (178 amino acids)
Source: RefSeq, a predicted model, not a curated record
GUCUGCUAUAAGAGAGUGCGGCGGCGGGCAGCGCGCUUACACAACGGCCGCGGCGUGCCCGCGCAACCAGACGCUACCCAACCCUGCAGCGAAGCGAGGAUCGCCGCAGCAUGCGGGCCCUGUUCGGACUCCCGGCGCUCUGCCUGCUGGCCGUCGCUAGCGCAGACUUGCCCCCGGAAGCGGCAGGGACGCCAGGCGACGCGCCGCCGUCUGCGGCGCUCGCGGCUGUGCCUCAAGGUGGCCAGGCACCUGCCGGCAGCUACGUGGGACACGGACCCCUACUCAGUGCGCUGGUCGGCGCCGACCCCUUGCAAGGAACAGAAUUAAAUGCAGACGCAGGAAUUUCGCGACCGAAACGCACGUUCUGCAAGAAGUGUGGUGGCUACGGAGGCUACAAAGGCGGCUAUGGUGGCGGCUACGGCGGGGGUUACGGGGGCGGUGGCGUGGUAAUCCCAGUGGUCGUCACGGUGCAGAAGCGGCCAUCCUAUGGGUACGGGUACCACCCCGGCGGCGGCGGAGGCGGCGGCGGCUACUGCAACGUGUGUGGGGGCGGCGGGGGCGGCGGCUACUACCCCUCCGGCGGCUCCUUCAGCCAGUCUUCCAGCUCCAGCCAGUCUUCCAGCUACGCGUGGGGUCGAAGAAAAUGAGGCGUCGACACCACUCAGGAGCAGAUCGCCUCGACGCUACGAGUAACUGUCUGCCAACGUUCUGCUCUCGGCUAAAGUUUUUCAUCUUGUUAUAUCUGGCUGACACUUUGUACGUGUGUCGUGGUUCUAGUGUGUUUAACAUAUUACGAACACUCAUUAUUCAUAGUGUCUCCUUCCACAAACAGAAAAUCGAACAAGGUUCUGUAAAACAAUAAAAAUUUCGCCAUAAAAAAUA